Fusarium redolens is the source of this 306-nucleotide messenger RNA. RefSeq lists its product as uncharacterized. The record is from RefSeq and is a predicted model, not a curated record. The transcript has 2 exons. NCBI's taxonomy places the organism in Eukaryota, Fungi, Ascomycota, Sordariomycetes, Hypocreales, Nectriaceae. The coding region runs from base 1 to 306 and encodes 101 amino acids.
AUGAAGACCGCAUUCUUCAACAUUGCCGCCCUGGCCUUCACCGCCAUCUCUGGCACCAUUGCCAAUCCCGCCCCUAACGGAAUGGCAGUUGACAUCUCCGAGCGCGACGGAGUUCUUGAAGUCCGUGAAGUUCCCCGUGCCGAGGCUGGCAUUCAAUGCAGAGAGUGUGUUCAUCUCGGUGGUCGCUGCACCAUUGGUGAUGGAAGCUGCUAUGCUUCUGAGCAUGCUAGUUGUCGCUGGUGUGGAAAUCACUGCAAGUCUCGAUGUAUUGGUGAUGGACAGACUUGUGAGCAGUGGUGUCUCUAA